Cucumis melo (muskmelon) is the source of this 1866-nucleotide messenger RNA. RefSeq lists its product as uncharacterized. The transcript has a single exon. The record is from RefSeq and is a predicted model, not a curated record. The coding region runs from base 1 to 1866 and encodes 621 amino acids. Lineage: Eukaryota; Viridiplantae; Streptophyta; Magnoliopsida; Cucurbitales; Cucurbitaceae.
AUGGCGAAAAAGAAACCCACUAGAUCGGCCAAAGAGCCAAAGCAAAUACCCAAUAACCAGGAGGAAACUAGCGAUUCAGAGCAACCCAGGUCUGCCAUGGAUGAUGACUCGAAGUUGCAGAGCUUGAAAUCGUUGAACGAACGGCUUCUUAAGGAGAUGGUCGAGAAGAGAGUGGUGGUCGGCGAUCUUGUUCAGACUAAAGAAGCGUUGGAACUCGACUUGAAGCGGAAUGUGAACGAGAAAGAACAGGUAAUGGGUGAGUUGAGUGAGGCUCGUGAUGGGGUUUAUGGGUUGGAAUUAGAGAGGAAUGUUGUUUGUGUUUAUCUGCAGAGUCGAAUAGAAGAAAUGAGUGGUGGGAUUUUUGGGUUACUUGAGAGUGAGAGAGUUAAGGGUUUAGAGAUUAGGAAUCUAAAGGCUGAGAUUAAUGGUCUUGUUUUGGAGGUUGAGGAAGAGAGGGAGAAAUGGAGGGGAGUGUGUUGUGAGAGGGAUGGGAUUAAGGUUGAGUUUGAUGGGUUGUUGAAGGAAACAGGGGAUUUGAGAGGUAAAGUGGUUGAAAUGGAGAGAAAUGAGAGAAGAACAUUGGAAGAGAUUGAUGAUUUGAAGGGAAAAUGCAAGAAGUUGCUGAGUGAAAAAAAAGAGCGCGAGAUUUUGAAUGGGAAUCUGACGAAAGACAAUGAAUUGAUUAAGAAGUUGUUGGAGGAAUCAGGCAGGGUAAUUGAAGAUUUAGAGAGGAAAGUGGAUGUGAAAAUGAAGGAGAAAGGUGAGAUUGAAAAGGAAAAAAAUGGGCUGAAAAUGGAGGUUGAGAAGUUAGAGAAGGAAGUUGCUCAAUUAAAAGAGAGUACAUUCUGUUUCAAACAGGAAAAGGAAGAGAACGGGAAGAGAAUUUCUGAGCUUCAAAUGAGAAUUGAAGAAGCUUUGGUGAAAGAAAGUGGGAUGCUGAUGGAGUUUGAUGUUCUUGUCAAAGAGUUACAGAAGAAGGAGAAUGCUAUGGAGAUGUUAACUCAACAAAGAGAUUCACUUGAUGUGAAUUUGAAUCUAAUCCAAGAGGAGGCAAAAAGUUUACAACGUACGCUUGAGAUACUCACCCAUGAUAAAGCUGAAAUGGAGGAAGCGAAAACUGAAGCACAGAAUAUUAUUGGGGACUUGCAAAAGGAAUCAAGUAAACUAAAAGAAGCUAUAGCUUCUUUGACCAAGAUGAGUGACGUCGGGAAAGCAAGAAAUGAGGAAUUGAUAAUCCAAAUAGGUCGUCUUCGUGAUGCUUUGGAUGAAGUUUCAUUUGAGAGGGAUGAUGCUAGAAAGAGAUUUGGUGAUGAGAAGGAAAAUGCCGACAAGCUGCGUCUGUCACUCAAGGACAAGGAGAGGAGAAUUGAAGAAGCCGUGAAAGAACUAGAUAAAGCAAAGAUUGCACAAGAAGAGGAUUCACUGAAUGUGAAGAAGGAGAUGGAGAGGCGGAUCGUUGCCUUGAUCGGGGAAAGGGAUUUGAUGGAGAAAAACUUGUUGGCGGCAAAGAUUAGAAUUGAUGAACUAAAAGCAAAGGUAAAUUCAGCAGUUUGUAAUUCAGAGAAAGCAUUGGCAUUGUUGAAGAAAACACGUUUGACUGUUUGUGAUGGUUAUGGGAAGGGAGAAGUGGAAGAAGCUUCUUCUGACGAGCAUAAGAUUGGUGAAGAGAUGCAGCCAUUUGUUGAACAUUUGGAUGCAAUAAAAACAUCCUUCACAAACAAGGAGAAAGCAGUGGAAGAAAUGACACGAGUUCUCGAAACCGAACGAGUCGAACAACAGAAGAAGAAGAGCUUCUUCACCAUAGUGACUGCAGCAACAACAAUAUUGGCUGCUGUUUCUGCUCUUUAUGUUAGCAAAGGGCGCUGA